GGCCGGCCGGACGCACCCGAGGCCAGCGCGCCCCGCGAGGCUGCGCCCCAGAAAUGCGACGCUGGAUUCUUUCGCGCCUUCUCGGGAGAGUGUUUGCCCUGUGACUGUAACGGUAAUUCCAACGAAUGUUCUGAUGGCUCUGGAUUCUGUGUGAACUGCCAGCGGAACACCACAGGGGAGCACUGUGAAAAAUGCCUGGAUGGUUAUAUUGGGGAUUCCAUCAGAGAAGCACCUCAUUCCUGCCAGCCAUGCCCCUGUCCCUUGCCCCACCUGGCCAAUUUUGCAGAAUCCUGCUAUAGAAAAAAUGGAGCUGUGCGGUGUAUUUGUAAAGAAAACUAUGCUGGACCUAACUGUGAAAGGUGUGCUCCUGGUUACUAUGGAAACCCCUUACUCAUCGGAAGCACCUGUAGGAAAUGUGACUGCAGUGGAAAUUCGGAUCCCAAUCUGAUUUUUGAAGAUUGUGAUGAAGUUACUGGCCAGUGUAGGAAUUGCUUACGCAACACCACAGGAUUCAAGUGUGAGCGCUGUGCUCCCGGUUACUAUGGGGACGCCAGGACUGCCAAGAAUUGUGCAGUGUGCAAUUGUGGAGGAGGCCCGUGUGACAGCGUAAGCGGAGAAUGUCUGGAAGGUUUUGAACUCUCUACAGGCAUGGACUGCCCAACCAUAAGCUGCGAUAAGUGCGUCUGGGACCUGACUGACGACCUGCGCUUGGCGGCACUCUCCAUUGAAGAGAGCAAAUCCGGGCUGCUGAGUGUGUCAUCCGGUGCCGCUGCGCACAGACACGUGAACGGAAUGAACUCCACCAUCCACCUCCUCAAAACAAAAUUGUCAGAAAGAGAAAACCAGUACAUCCUGAGAAAGAUACAAAUCAAUAAUGCUGAGAACACAAUGAAAAGCCUUCUAUCUGAUGUGGAAGAAUUGGCUGAGAAGGGAAAUCAAGCCUCAAGAAAGGGGCAACUGGUUCAUAAGGAAAGCGUGGAUACCACUGGCCACGCAACCCACCUUGUAGAGCAAGCCCGCAAUAUGAGGGAUAAAAUCCAAGAGAUCAACAACAAGAUGCUCUAUUAUGGGGAGGAGCAGGAACUUGACCCCGAGGAAAUCACAGAGAAGCUGGUGCUGGCGCAGAAGAUGCUGGAGGAGAUUCGACACCGUCCACCAUUCCUCACCCAGCGGGAGCUCGUGGACGCAGAAGCGGAUGAGGCCCACGAACUGCUGAGCCAGGCUGAAAGCUGGCAGCGGCUGCACAAUGAUACUCGCUCUUUGUUUCCCGUCGUCCUGGAGCAGCUGGAUGACUACACCGCGAAGCUGUCAGGCCUCCGGGAGUCACUUGACCAGGCCCUGGACCAUGUCAGGGACACUGAAGACAUGAACAGGGCCACGGCAGCCAGGCAGCGGGACCAUGAGAAACAACAUGAGAGAGUAAGAGAGCAAGUGGAAGCUGUGAACACAUCUCUGAGCACCUCUGCCAACUCUCUGACAGUGCCUCGUCUGAUUCUUGUGGAACUUGAUGAUAUAAUAAAGAAUGCAUCAGGAAUUUAUGCAGAAAUAGAUGGAGCUAAAAAUGAACUACAAGGAAAACUGUCCAACCUAAGUAACCUCAAUCACGAUUUAGUUCAAGAAGCUGUUGACCAUGCACACAAUCUUCAACAAGAAGCUGAUGAGCUGAGCAGGAAUUUGCACAAUUCAGAUAUGAAUGGGUUAGUGCAGAAGGCUUUGGAUGCAUCAAAUGUCUACGAAAACAUUGUCAAUUAUGUCGGAGAAGCCAACGAAACAGCAGAAUUGGCUUUGAAUAUAACUGAUCGAAUUUACGAUGCUGUGAGUGGGAUUGAUACUCAAAUCAUUUACCACAAAGAUGAAAGCGACCACCUUCUCAAUCAAGCCAGAGAACUGGAAGCGAGGGCAGAUUCUAGCAGUGAGGAGGCAGUGGCUGACACCAGCAAGCGCGUGAGUGGGGCCCUUACAAGGAAGAGCGCCCUGAAACACAGAUUAGAUGACGCUGUUAAACGACUACAAGCAGCAGAGAGAGGUGAUGUUCGGCAGCGCCUGGGUCAGUCCAAGCUGGUCGUCGAGCAAGCUAACCAGACCACAGUAGAAGUCCAACAGGUCACUGCCCCAAUGGCGAACAAUCUCACUAACUGGUCACAGAAUCUUCAAAACUUUGACUCUUCUGCUUAUAAUACUGCAGUGGAUUCUGCUAGAGAUGCAGUAAGGAAUCUGACCGAAGUUGUCCCCCAGCUCCUGGAUCAACUUCGCACUGUUGAGCAGAAGCGGCCUGCAAGCAAUGUGUCUGCCAGCAUCCAGAGGAUCCGGGAGCUCAUUGCUCAGACCAGGAGCGUUGCUAGCAAGAUCCAGGUCUCCAUGAUGUUCGAUGGCCAGGCAGCCGUGGACGUGCACCCCAAAACCAGCCUGGACGACUUAAAGGCAUUCACAUCCCUGAGCCUGUACAUGAAGCCUCCUGCAAAGCAGCCAGAACUGGCAGGGACAGCAGAUCAGUUCAUCCUGUACCUUGGAAGCAAAAACGCCAAAAAAGAGUAUAUGGGUCUUGCAAUAAAAAAUGAUAACCUGGUUUACAUUUACAACUUGGGAACGAAGGAUGUGGAGAUCCCCCUUGACUCCAAGCCUGUCAGUUCCUGGCCGGCGCACUUCAGCAUUGUCAAGAUUGAGAGGGUAGGGAAACACGGAAAGGUAUUUUUGACAGUCCCAAGUCUAAGUAGCACCGCAGAGGAAAAGUUUAUUAAAAAGGGGGAAUUUGCAGGAGACGACUCCUUGUUGGAUCUGGACCCCAAGGACACAGUGUUUUAUGUUGGCGGGGUGCCUUCAGACUUCAAGCUCCCUGCCAGUUUAAACCUGCCUGGCUAUGUUGGCUGCCUGGAGUUGGCCACUUUGAACAACGAUGUGAUCAGCUUGUACAACUUUAAGCACAUCUAUAAUAUGGAUCCUUCUAAGUCAGUGCCCUGUGCCAGAGACAAACUGGCCUUCACUCAGAGCCGAGCUGCCAGUUACUUCUUUGAUGGCUCCAGUUAUGCUGUGGUGAGGGACAUCACCCGGAGAGGGAGAUUUGGCCAGGUGACUCGCUUUGACAUAGAAGUCCGAACGCCCGCUGACAAUGGCCUUGUGCUCCUGAUGGUCAAUGGAAGCAUGUUUUUCAGCCUGGAAAUGCGCAGUGGUUACCUGCACGUGUUCUAUGACUUUGGAUUCAGCGGCGGCCCUGUGCAUCUUGAAGACACAUUGAAGAAAGCCCAAAUUAAUGAUGCAAAAUACCAUGAGAUCUCAAUCAUUUACCACAAUGACAAGAAAAUGAUUUUAGUAGUUGACAGACGACAUGUGAAGAGCAUGGAUAAUGAAAAGAUGAAAAUACCUUUUACAGAUAUAUAUAUUGGAGGAGCACCCCCAGAAAUCUUGCAGUCCAGGACUCUAAGAGGACACCUUCCCCUAGAUAUCAACUUCAGAGGAUGCAUGAAGGGUUUCCAGUUCCAAAAGAAAGAUUUCAAUUUACUAGAGCAGAAAGAAACCCUAGGAGUUGGUUAUGGGUGCCCAGAAGACUCUCUUAUAUCUCGUAGAGCGUAUUUCAAUGGACAGAGUUUCAUUGCUUCAACUCAGAAAAUAUCUUUCUUUGAUGGCUUCGAAGGAGGCUUUAAUUUCCGAACGUUACAGCCAAACGGCUUACUGUUUUAUUAUGCUUCAGGGUCAGACGUGUUUUCCAUUUCUCUGGAUAAUGGUACCGUCACCAUGAAUGUGAAGGGGACCAAGGUGCAGUCAUCAGAUAAGCGGUACCACGAUGGGCUGCCCCAUUUCAUCAUCACCUCCAUCUCACCUACAAGGUAUGAACUAGUAGUAGAUAAAAGCAGACUUGGGAGUAAGAAUCCUACCAAAGGGAAAGCAGAACAGAAUCAAGCGAGUGAAAAGAAGUUUUACUUCGGUGGCUCACCCAUCAGUCCCCAGUACGCCAACUUCACUGGCUGCAUAAGUAAUGCCUACUUUACCAGGUUGGACAAAGAUGUGGAGGUUGAGGACUUCCAGCGGUAUUCUGAGAAGGUCCAUACUUCUCUUUAUGAGUGUCCCAUUGAGUCUUCACCAUUGUUUCUCCUUCACAAAAAAGCAAAAAAUUCCUCAAGGCCUAAGCCAAAUCAGAAUAAAAAGGGAGGGAAAAGUAAAGAUGCACCUUCAUGGGACCCCGUUGCCCUGAAAUUCCCAGAGCAGAAUGCGCCACGGGACUCUCACUGCCACCUGUCCAGCAGCCCAAGAGCGAUAGAGCACGCCUAUCAGUAUGGAGGGACAGCCAACAGCCGCCAGGAGUUUGAACACUUAAAAGGAGAUUUUGGUGAAAAAUCUCAGUUUUCCAUUCGUCUGAAAACUCGGUCCUCCCAUGGGAUGAUUUUCUACGUCUCAGAUCAAGAAGAGAAUGACUUCAUGACCCUGUUCUUGGCGCAUGGCCGACUGGUUUUCAUGUUUAAUGUUGGCCACAAGAAACUGAAGAUUCGGAGCCAGGAGAGAUACAAUGAUGGGCUUUGGCAUGAUGUGAUAUUUGUUCACGAAAAAAGUAGCGGUCGACUAAUCAUUGAUGGUCUUCGAGUGCUAGAAGAAAGUCUUCCUUCUACUGGAACAGCCUGGAAAAUUAAGGGUCCCAUUUAUUUGGGAGGAGUGGCUCCUGGAAGGGCUGUGAAAAAUGUCCAGAUUAACUCUGUCUACAGUCUCAGUGGCUGUCUCAGCAGUCUCCAGCUCAACGGGGCCUCUAUUGCCUCUGCCUCUCAGACAUUUAGUGUGACACCUUGUUUUGAAGGUCCGAUGGAAACAGGAACUUACUUUUCAACAGAAGGAGGAUACGUGGUUCUAGAUGAGUCUUUCAACAUUGGAUUAAAGUUUGAAAUUGCAUUUGAAGUCCGUCCCAGAAGCAGUUCUGGAACCCUUGUCCAUGGCCACAGCAUCAGUGGAGAAUACUUAAAUGUGCACAUUAAAAAUGGGCAGGUCAUAGUGAAAGUCAACAAUGGUAUCAAAGACUUUUUUACCUCAGUAACACCCAAGCAGAGUCUCUGUGAUGGCAGAUGGCACAGAAUUACAGUUAUCAGAGACUCGAAUGUGGUUCAGUUGGAUGUUGACUCUGAAGUGAACCAUGUGGUUGGACCCUUGAAUCCAAAGCCAGUUGAUCACAGGGAACCUGUGUUUGUUGGAGGUGUUCCAGAGUCUCUCCUGACACCAGGCUUGGCGCCCAGCAAACCCUUCACGGGCUGCGUCCGCCACUUUGUGAUUGACGGGCGCCCAGUGAGCUUCAAUAAAGCAGCCUUGGUCAGCGGAGCUGUGAGCAUCAACUCCUGCCCAGCAGCCUGAGAAGCACCACACGCUGCCCACGGAAAUAAACAGCCAGCCUGGAGGACCGGCAACGCCUCCUUGUGGUGGAGGCUCUCCGCUACAUGAGAGGGACUUGGGAUUCACAAGGGACUGGACACUCCCCAUUUCUCGCUGGAAUUCUUAACUCGGAUCCAGAACACCUGCAGUGGACAGCAAUCGAAUGAGGGGAAACUAACUUGUAUUGAUUCAGUGCACCUAUGUAUUCUGCCGGUGAAACUGCUGUUCCUGUCUGCAAUAAAAUAGGAAGGAAUUCUAAGUAAA
Molecule: messenger RNA, 5607 nt
Organism: Chinchilla lanigera (long-tailed chinchilla)
Lineage: Eukaryota; Metazoa; Chordata; Mammalia; Rodentia; Chinchillidae
Gene: Lama4
Product: laminin, alpha 4
Biological process (GO): regulation of cell migration; regulation of embryonic development; regulation of cell adhesion
Molecular function (GO): signaling receptor binding
Source: RefSeq, a predicted model, not a curated record